GUCUGUCCCAACUCACAUGGUAGCAGGGCUGGAAGUUUCUGCACUGGACAGCAAUCAUUUCCUACCUCUUCCUGUUGUCUUUACACAGAAAGAAAUGCCAGUCACCACAUGCAGCAUCCCCAAACAGGAAGACAUAGCACCAUGGCCAUAUUUAGGCAACGUUAUACUCCCGAGCAUCAGUUCAAAGGUGGAGCUGUUGAUAGGCACAAAUGCUCCAAAACUGUUAGAGCCAUGGGAGGUUAUAAAUAGUCAUGGUGGGGGUCCACAUGCAGUGAGAACAUUAUUGGGAUGGGUGGUUAAUGGGCCAUUUAGAUGGGGGAAUAGUGAGGCAGUGAGUGCGACUGUGAACAGAAUUUCAGUUGCAAAUCUGGAGGAGCUUCUGAUUUCCCAGUAUAAUCUGGAGUUCAGUGAGGUAGUGUCAGAAGAAAAGACUGAGCUGUCAGUAGAAGACAAACAGUUUUUAGAGAUAGCCAAAGAGGCAGUCCUACAGGACGGACACUACAGCCUGAAAUUACCCUUCAGAAAGCUCACGGUCAACCUGCCCAACAAUCGUCCAAGUGCCAAACAGCGCCUCCAAAGCUUGAAAAGAAAAAUGGAAAGGAACCAGCAAUUCAAACAGGAGUACAUUGCAUAUCUCAAUGACAUUCUGCAAAACAACUAUGCUGAGGAGGUGCCAGAGGAGGAACUCAGCCAGACAAAUGUUUGGUACGUACCACACCACGGAGUGUACCACCCCAAAAAGAAGAAACUCAGGGUGGUCUUUGACUGUGCAGCCACCUACAAAGGUGUGUCCCUCAACACAGAGCUACUGCAGGGUCCUGACCUGACAAACUCUUUGAUAGGUGUCCUUUUAAGAUUCAGGAAGGAACCCAUUGGGGUCAUGGCGGACAUCAAGUCGAUGUUCUAUCAGGUCAGAGUCGACAGGUCUCAGGUAGAUUACUUGCGCUUCUUGUGGUGGCCACAAGGAGACACUAGUCUGAGCCCAAAGGAGUACCGUAUGUUAGUGCACAUAUUUGGGGCAGUGUCCUCCCCAAGUUGUGCAAGUUAUGCCUUAAGAAAGACUGCCAAUGACCACCAAGAUAGUUUUCCUCCUCAGAUAGCUGACACCAUCCGACACAACUUUUAUGUAGAUGACUGUGUAAAGUCAGUGUCCACAGAACCAGAAGCUAAACAGCUGGUGAAAGACCUUACUGCAUUAUGCAGUAAGGGGGGGUUUCAGCUUACCCAGUGGGUUAGCAACAAUAGAGCAGUCCUAGCUUCCAUUCCCCAAGAGCAGAAGGCUAGGGAAGUUAGAACUCUAGACCUCGACAAGGAUAGCCUCCCCAUAGAAAGGGCUUUGGGUUUACAGUGGUGUGUGAACUCUGACACCUUCCAGUUCAACAUCAACAUCAUGGACAAGCCACACACCCGCAGAGGUAUCCUUUCUGUUGUGAGCUCCAUAUAUGACCCACUCGGCUUUCUGGCCCCUCUAAUCCUCCCAGCCAAGCAGUUGCUACAGGUGCUCUGUCAAAAGCGCUUUGGAUGGGACGAGCCCUUACCCCAAGAUCUGAGGGAUAAGUGGGUGGAUUGGACCAAAAGCCUGGAGGGCCUCAAAUGUUUUAGCGUGACACGUUGCUUUAAGCCUAUGGCCUGGGGAACACCUACAUCUGUUCAACUGCAUCAUUUCGCAGAUGCCAGUGAAGGGGGCUAUGGCACAGUGAGCUACAUUAGGCAGGUCGGCCCUCAGAGAGUUGUGCAUGUUGCAUUUCUUCUCGGAAAGUCCAGAGUCCCCCCACUUAAACAAAUCACAAUCCCACGACUAGAGCUGGCUGCUGCUGUACUCUCUGUAAAGGUGGACAAAAUGCUCAGGAAGGAAUUACACCCAGGCCUGCAGCCCUCCAUCUUCUGGACAGACAGUCAAACUGUCCUCAAAUACCUCCAAAAUGACCAGGCACGGUUUAAGACCUACGUGGCCAACAGAGUCUCACUCAUUCGUGACAACACAGACCUGUCUCAAUGGAAGUAUGUGGGCAGUAAGGACAAUCCAGCUGACGAUGCCUCCAGAGGACUGAGUACUGGCAGGUUCAUGCAGCAAAGGAGAUGGAUACAUGCUCCUGACUUCUUAUGGAAAGCAGAGGAAAGGUGGCCUGCACAGGAAGCAUGGGGCUCCAAGUCAGUGUUACAGGAUGACCCAGAAGUCAGAAAGAACACUACUGUCUUCACUACAGUGGUAAACACUGAAACCCCCACAAACCAGCUGCUUUCCUUCUUUUCAAACUGGAAAAAGCUCCUUAGAGCAGUGGCAUGGUAUCUGAAGAUGAAGAACAUUCUAAGCUUGCUUGCUAAAAGGAAAAAGGAACUCCUCUCAGGUCAAACUGCCACCCGUUCACACAGUUACAACGUGAACAAGGAACUUAAAACUUUCAGGUCCACACUUGGUGGACAGCGCCUCACAGUGGAAGAUGUCUCGCAGGCCGAAAAGUCAGUGAUCAUCCAUGUCCAAAGACAAUCAUUCCCUGUGGAGAUGGCAACACUCAAAACGGCUUCAUCUAGUGUUCGUAAGAGCAGCAACAUCAGCAGGUUAGAUCCCAUGCUAGAUGAAGGCAUGUUAAGGGUAGGGGGUAGGUUGCAUAGAUCUGCAAUGCCUGAGGAAGCCAAGCACCCCUGUAUCCUCCCCAAAGAUGCUCAUAUCUCAACUCUCAUCCUGAGACACAUUCACGAACACACUGGACACAGUGGUAGGAACCACAUGCUUUCUGAGCUCCGAAAGAAAUACUGGGUGGUAAAGGGAAACUCCGCAGCCAGAAAGGUGAUUUCAAAGUGUGUUGUGUGUCGACGUGUGAGAGGAAAAACAGGAGAGCAAAAAAUGGCAAGUUUACCCCAAGAGAGAAUCCUCCCUGACCUCCCUCCCUUUACUAAUGUCGGGUUAGACUACUUUGGCCCAAUCACAGUUAAAAGAGGGAGGAGCCUAGUCAAAAGGUAUGGGGCCCUCUUUACCUGUAUGAGCAGUAGAGCGGUGCAUUUGGAGGUAGCCUACACACUAGAUACUGACUCAUGCAUCCAUGCUAUAAGGAGGUUUGUCUGUAGGAGAGGACAAGUUAAGCACAUUCGAUCCGACAAUGGCACUAACCUGGUGGGAGCUCAAGCUGAGCUCAAAAAGGCCCUGAGUUCACUAGAUGACCGGAAAAUCCAAGGCUCCCUUCUCUCUGAGGGAAUUCAGUGGACAUUCAAUCCACCCGCAGCCUCCCACCACGGUGGAGUCUGGGAGAGGCUCAUCAGGUCUGUCAGACAGGUACUCAACUCUACUCUCCACCAACAAAUCAUUGAUGAUGAGGGCCUGCACACCAUCUUUUGCGAGGCAGAGGCAAUCCUCAACAGUCGUCCCCUCUCCACAGUCUCCCCAGAUCCACAGGACUUAGAGCCGCUGACCCCAAACCACAUUCUCCUUCUAAAAACUCAACCCAUCAUUCCCCCUGGCACCUUCGAGAAAAGGGAUCUCUACGCCAGGCGCCGCUGGAAACAGGUCCAGUAUAUGGCUGACCUUUUCUGGCACAGAUGGACAAGGGAGUAUCUGGCGCUUCUGCAGGAAAGACAAAAAUGGACCCAAGUGAGGAACAACCUGCAGCCAGGAGAUGUGGUCCUGGUGGUCGACCCCACAGCCCCACGGGGCUCCUGGCCAUUGGGCAGAAUACUGGAGACUCGGCCAGAUGGAGGAGGCCUGGUCCGGUCAGUCAAGCUCCAAACAAAGACUUCAGUCAUCGAAAGGCCUAUCACCAAGCUGUGCCGCGUCCUGGAGGCUGAGGGCUGACUGGUCAGUCAUGGAGACCAGACCACAAGACACGCACAAGGGACGUAAUGUAUAUACUUUAUUUUCUCUCAAGGCUUUGCCUUUUGUUUGUUUAUUAUGGAAUAGGCUCCUUUUUUUUGCAUUAAAUUAAUGAAUGUGAUUGAGUCUGUAAAGAUCAAUCAGGGGCCGGUGUGUAGGAGCCAAAUAGAGAGCCAUACUUGAAUCUAUGUUUAUAUUGUUAUUUUUGAGUGAUUGAUUUGUGUAUGUCAGUGUGCACCGUUUGCAGGUGGUGAAAAGUUCCCACGCAGGCCUAUAAGGGGCAGGAGUGCGCUGGGCGCGUGAUUGACAGUCGGGCACCAGCAUACCGUCUUUGACCUCACCUGUCUGUAGACCUCACCUGUCUGUAGACCUCAGCUUUAUAUAAGCUACCAUUUAUUUUGUUUCCCGACUAUUCUGUUACUUGAUUAUUGUAAAUAAAACAAUCUUCAAUUGCGCUGCUGGAUCAGUUUGAAUUAGUGGAUGGAAAGCGGGAAAAGGAAGAAUACGUGACAAGGAAGGCGGUGUAUGGUGUGAGUCAGACAAGAUGCCCGCGCCACAAGUGGAACAAACAUUUGAAACA
Messenger RNA from Entelurus aequoreus (snake pipefish), 4385 nucleotides. RefSeq lists its product as uncharacterized. Gene Ontology annotation, biological process: DNA integration. The transcript has a single exon. NCBI's taxonomy places the organism in Eukaryota, Metazoa, Chordata, Actinopteri, Syngnathiformes, Syngnathidae. The record is from RefSeq and is a predicted model, not a curated record. The coding region runs from base 17 to 3787 and encodes 1256 amino acids. Gene Ontology annotation, molecular function: nucleic acid binding.